This is a messenger RNA of Andrographis paniculata, 2951 nucleotides long. RefSeq lists its product as uncharacterized. The record is from RefSeq and is a predicted model, not a curated record. Lineage: Eukaryota; Viridiplantae; Streptophyta; Magnoliopsida; Lamiales; Acanthaceae. Gene Ontology annotation, molecular function: GTPase activator activity. Bases 459 to 2762 code for a protein of 767 amino acids. The transcript is spliced from 6 exons. Gene Ontology annotation, biological process: activation of GTPase activity.
GCAUCAAAUCAACAAUCCAGAUUCACUUCAUCUUCUAUCUAUCUACAUCAACAGUGGUCGAGCAGAGAGGGAGCCACUCGAUCUUAUCUGCAAGACAAAAUGGCGACACUGAUUAGAUCAGCAUACCAACACCAAUACGGAACAACGAAAGCACCCGAAGAAGAAUCUUUCUUAAUCCAGAGGCAUAUUCCUUGAAAUUCGAUCAACCAACCCAACUCCUGGUUUCCUCUCUCUCGCCUCGCGUCUAUCCGGCAGACAACUUGUCUCUGUCUUGGUCGGAAAUCGGAAUCUGAGCAGUACGCUGAAUUUUUUUAUCGAUCGCAACAUAUUCAGACCGUUGCUUUCAGACAAAUUCGCGACCUAGCUAAAUUGAUCUCAAAUGUUGGGGUUCUAUUUCUCUACCUGAAUUCAGGAGAGAGAGAGGAGAGGGUUUUUAUAAAACGACGGCGUAUCCGCAAAUGCUUGAAACGGCGUCGUGCCCACGCGGCUUAGGAGAACUCAGGGGCCUCCAAUGGCGCAUACAGAUGGAGAUAUUGCCGCCGUCUCCUCCGGCAUCCGUCGACGAUCUCCGCCACGUGACCGCCGAUUCUCGGAGAAGGUAUGCUGCCUUAAGAAGACAUCUUCUCGUCGAUCCACAUGUGUCCAAAGAUAGAGCUCAUUCACCCGACAAUGUCAUGGACAAUCCACUCUCCCAAAACCCGGAUAGUAUGUGGGGACAGUUCUUUAGAAAUGCCGAGCUGGAGAGAAUGGUCGAUCAAGAUUUGACGCGGCUGUACCCUGAAAGAAGCAGUUUUUUCCAGACAAAUAGAUGCCAAGGCAUGUUGAGACGAAUCUUACAACUAUGGUGCCUUAGACACCCGGAGCACGGCUACAGACAGGGUAUGCAUGAACUAUUGGCUCCCCUGUUAUACGUUCUUCAAUUCGACGUGCAACGCCUGUCAGAAUUGAGGAAAACUUACAACAGAUAUGGUUCUGAUAAAUUCGAUGGCUUUUCGUUCCACGAAAAUGACUUGCCAUACAAGUUCGAUUUCAAGAAAUUCUCAGGAACUUCGAAUGGAAGCGAUGUAUUCGAAAACAGCCUGUCAAAAGCCAACAGCAUCGGCCAGCUUGAUCCUGAGGUACAAAUGAUUGUAUCACUAAGUGACGCCUAUGGAGCCGAAGGUGAGCUCGGCAUCGUAAUAUCAGAAAAAUUCAUGGAACACGAUGCUUAUUGUAUGUUCGAUGCCUUAAUGACUGGAGCUGGAGGGGCUGUUUCCAUGGCAGAGCUUUUCGCCCCAUCUUUGCCUGGGAAUUCUCACCUCGGAUUCCCCCCGGUAAUUGAAGCUUCUGCUGCUCUUUACCAUUUACUUUCCAUUGUAGAUUCCUCUCUUCACAGUCACCUUGUUGAACUCGGAGUCGAGCCCCAGUAUUUUGCACUUCGUUGGCUACGGGUACUGUUUGGCCGUGAAUUUACUCUAGAAGACCUUCUGGCAAUCUGGGAUGAAAUUUUUGCUUACAAAAAUGCAAAGUCUAUCAAAGAAGUCGGAUCCGAGUCCAGUUAUGGAAUUCUGGAGUCACCUCGGGGCACAUUUAUAGUUGCGUUUGCAGUUGCGAUGAUGCACAGUUUGAGGUCUUCAUUGUUCGCCACCGAGAAUGCGACUACCUGUCUCCAGAGACUGCUGAAUUUUCCCUGUGACGUAGAGGUUCGAAGCCUGUUAGAAAAGGCAAGAUCAUUGCAAUCUCUGGCAUUCUCAAAUCCGAAACCGAUGCCAUUCCAGAUGGGCAGUAGAAGGAAUUCGUCCGUUGCAAGAGCACAUAGUCUUUCAAUCGAUCUGAGUUCUCCAGGUAGCGUUCCAUGUGCAGUGCCGAAUAGCUAUUGGGAACAGAAAUGGAGAUUUCUACACAAGGAGCCCGAGACCGAGAGCAUUCCAAACCGUCAAAAUGGUUGGUCCGAGAAACCUGAAACAUGUCUCUACAGAACUGAAUCCGAUCCCUUGCCUUCUAAGCAGAUUAAGAGAGCCAAUUUUCGGAGACCGGGUGUGCAGAGAAGCUUGUUGAAGGACCUGGCGCGACAGCUCGGUGCAGAUGAAGAUGACUAUGAAGACAAAGAAGAUGCAAUAUCCGAUGAAAUUGAGGUUAAUGUAGAUACCUUAAAUGAGAUCGAGGAAAGCAUUUCUACUGGCUCCGGAGGCAAUGAAGACCUUGUUUCUUCAGUCCCGACUGUUACUACAGACGAGCCUGACAAAGAAAAUGAAUCGGGAAGAAGUAGUAGUUGCAGUGUUGCAUCAACGAAUGAAAAGGAUGCCGAGUCUUGCGAGGCUAGGAAACCCGAUUCAAUGGAGAAAAGCUCGAUUGUUAAACAAGCAACAGCCACUGUAAAGGAGAAGAAACCUUUUCUUGGUGUGUUUCAAUGGAUGUUGAAGAUGGGAAGGAAUGGUAGCGAAGGAACGUCGUCUGCAGAGGAAAGUCGUGGCGUCGACGAGGCAAUUAAUCGGCUUAAUGUUGGUGAUGAUGAUGUUUCAUUUGAUGCUGGUGACAAUACUCGCGCUGCUGACAAAGGCGACGCCAAUUUGAUGGGUGGCUUCAAGAAUCUCGGCAACUCUAUGCUCGAGAACAUCCAGGUGAUUGAGUCUGUGUUCUACCAGCAGGAUUGGGUGCAGAUAGGAUCGAUGGAAAACUUAUCCAAGAAUGGUCUUGUCGGAAAAGGACAGGUCACGGCGACGGCUACGGCCGCGCUGAAAGAGCUUAGGAAGAUCAGUAAUCUUCUGUCGGAAUGCGAUUGAAGAUAGACGGAGACAUUUUGAGUGAAGUAAGCGCGUGUGUGUUCCUACUGUGUAAAUAUUUGAUCAACUAAUAUUUGAACAUCGUGUAAUGUAAUAUAGAUUUUCAAUCCGACGAUUCCUGCAGCAUGGCGAAUCUUGUAAUGUUUUGCUUAGCUAGUAAGUUGCACGACACACCGUUCUAAGUUUCAA